This is a messenger RNA of Beta vulgaris subsp. vulgaris (sugar beet), 1518 nucleotides long. RefSeq lists its product as uncharacterized. Bases 154 to 1158 code for a protein of 334 amino acids. The record is from RefSeq and is a predicted model, not a curated record. The transcript has 9 exons. Lineage: Eukaryota; Viridiplantae; Streptophyta; Magnoliopsida; Caryophyllales; Amaranthaceae.
GUUAGAAAAGGAGAGAUGAUCUUAUUUUCAAAUCACGAAAGAGGCUGCUUUAAAAAAAUAAGAAAUCUCCUCCCUCUUUCUGUAUCGUGAAAUCUGAAUCCCGCCCACAGGCACCCCAAUACCCCGUCUUUCUUUCUUAUUGGCCACCGGAGAAUGGACUCAGACUCUCCGGCCGGCAGCUCACUGGACGAUUUCGUGACCGUUGAAACUCCGGCGAAUGAGGGUUCUCCGACUCACCUGAAUUCUGUCCCUUGUGAUUUUUCUGCCGAAGUUGGUGCACUGGACAACAAUUCUCUUCCUGAAGAGCUUUCAAGAAAUGUUGUGUUUCUAUCGUGCGACAAUUCCGAGGGCGAUACUUGUCACGUUUAUUUGGUGGGAACCGCUCAUGUGUCUCAGGAAUCAUGCAGAGAAGUUCAAGCUAUUAUUAGUUGCUUGAAGCCACAGGUUGUUUUCCUGGAGCUCUGUUCAAGUCGAGUGUCUAUACUUACCCUAAAGGAUUUAAAGCAGGUACCAACUAUGACUGAAAUGAUAGAUAUGUGGAAGAAAAAACAUAAUAUUUUUGGAGUACUGUACAGCUGGUUUCUCGCAAAGAUUGCUUGUAGACUUGAAGUUCUCCCUGGCUCUGAGUUCCGAGUAGCAUUUGAAGAAGCAAUGAAGCAUGGCAGCAAGGUCAUACUAGGUGAUCGUCCUGUACAAGUUACAAUACGGAGGACAUGGGAUAAAAUGCCACUUUGGCAUAAGAUAAAAUUAGUGUAUGCUUUUCUCUUCCAAGCAGUGUUUCUACCAAGCUCAGAGGAGCUAAAUAGAAUGUUAGAGGAAAUGGGUGAUAUUGAUAUGCUGACUCUCGUGAUUCAAGAGCUGAGUAAAGAGCUGCCCACACUGAUGGAAACACUUGUGAAUGAGCGAGAUCUGUAUAUGUCUUCAACAUUAUUGAGAGUUGCAAGAGAGCAUACUUCAGUGGUUGCCGUUGUUGGGAAGGGUCAUCUGCCAGGUAUAAAGAAGAACUGGAAGCAGCCUGUUGAGGUAAAUACACUUCUGGAGAUUCCAACAAGUCGUCCUAUCCUUUCAGCAAUGAAGAUCCUUACAGCUGUUGGUGUAGCAGUUGCUGGGACAGCUAUAGUUUCGGGUAUAUAUUUUGCAUCAAAGAAGCAGUCCUAGCUGCAAGUUUCUUGUUUCUGAAGCUUCUUGACUCGGAGAUUGUCCAUAUUGAGGUCAAAGGUAAAACACAUGGAAGUUACAAAAUGUCAAAAUGUUCGCUCGUUGACAGAAGCUGAUUUCCCCUUACUGAUAAUUGAUCUUCUGGUGCUCGUGUUUCGAAACUAAUUUGUCAUUGAGGAUGUCUCAAGUGAAAAUAGUCAUCCGAAUAUAUGAUUCACAACGCCUCUAUCAACAUCGUCCGUGGUUGUAGGAGGGAUGAGCUGUAAUUUGAGUGAAUAAUUCCCGAUAUGUAUCCCUGUUUCUAUACACUUUCUUUUACCUUUAUUCUUUAAUGAUAUGAAACCAAUAAUUCUUCUUUUA